Molecule: messenger RNA, 1349 nt
Organism: Gigantopelta aegis
Lineage: Eukaryota; Metazoa; Mollusca; Gastropoda; Neomphalida; Peltospiridae
Product: carboxypeptidase inhibitor SmCI-like
Exons: 4
Coding region: 243-1001 (252 amino acids)
Molecular function (GO): serine-type endopeptidase inhibitor activity
Source: RefSeq, a predicted model, not a curated record
CAGGAUCCCCAGCCUUCAUGCUUGUCAACGGGCCCUACCGUCAACUUGCCUUGCGAGAAACGCCUUUUAAACGACAUAUGCUAUCACUCGACCAUGCAAGUUCACAAUGACCUUCACUUUGACAAUAACCAAGGUACAUGGUUCUGGAUGGAGUUUGAAUCGAAGUUAGCACUGAGGAAACGUUGGUCUUGGCCUAUAAUUCAUAAUAUUUUUUUCAGUUUGGUUCCAAAAUCCAUAGCAGUAUGAUUAUCGCCGGAAUCAUUGUGUCCGUGUUCGCAAGCUUGGUUAUAGCAGAUCAAAGAUGUUCCGUUACUCCAGAUUUGGAACCAUGUUCCGCCAAUGUUAAUGGUUUGAAGUAUUAUUUCAAUGCUACACGUGGUGCAUGCACUAGGGCUUCCCAGUGGCCGACCAAGAUGUGUUUAGCUUCAGGACAAGGCGGCUUUGGGGACCACAUGUUUUGUGUACAUGCAUGCGAAUGUACGCAGCCACCAAAUGAGAAUCGGUGUGCUGACGGCCAAACACCUAAUCGGCCCCAGGUAGAAAGAUGGUUUUUCAAUCCGGACUCUGGGGUAUGUGAGGCGUUCACCAACUACGGCUGUUCUGGGGUGUACAGCAUCUUUGGGAAAAACGAAUUUGUUCACGAGAGCGCGUGCAAACAGAAGUGUAUUUGUACAAAACCUCUUGACACCGGUAGAGGAGACCAACAUAUUACAUCCUUUGCCUUUAACGAACAAGACAAACGCUGUGAGGAGUUCAGUUACAAGGGUGAGGGAGGAAAUGCCAACAGAUUUGCCACCAGUGAAGACUGCAUGGACAAGUGCCUGUGUGGACUGGAGGCGCAGAAUGGAGAUGGGAUGAUGUCGUGUCUGGCAUACUUUCCAACAUACGUUUAUAACAAGAAUGAAAACCUCUGUAAAAAGUUCAUAUAUGGGGGUUGUGGUGGUAAUUCCAAUCGCUUUGACACCAAAGAAGCAUGUUCUGCGACGUGCAAAAAACUAUAAAAAGUAAUAAGUAUAACAUAAUAAUAAUUAUUAAUAAAGGUAUGCGAUUUUUGACAGUAUUAAAAGUACUAGUACUUCGCCCUCGGCAACAAUUUUAUAACCUGUUUACAGUUCCUUGUUAAAAAUAGUCUAUUCAGACCGUGUGCACCUUCAGUCGUCCCAUUGUUUACGGAAGAUUCUGAAAGGUUUUAAGUGAAGUAUAAAUGGCUUUUCAACAAUUACAUAGCGCUUUAAAGGGACAUUCCUGAGUUUGCUGCAUUGUAAGAUAUUUUCGACUAAUAAAAUAUGUCUACGAUUAAACUUACAUAAUAAAUAUAUGUCCUUGUUUACAAUAUCAAUGUCUGCAUA